Molecule: messenger RNA, 1297 nt
Organism: Paramecium octaurelia
Lineage: Eukaryota; Ciliophora; Oligohymenophorea; Peniculida; Parameciidae
Source: the annotation of a GenBank genome assembly
AUGACUACUUUUUUAUAAUCAACAUUUACAAUAUCUGCGAAGCCAAACUAUGAGUUUUUAUAGAAUUAAGUUGAUACUGACUCAGAUAAUGAAGAAUAGAAAUAGAAAUUAUAAUAAGUUCAUGAUCAUUAGAAGGAACACAAAAAAUUUAAGAAAUUGAUUGAUAUAGAGUUGGUUAAAGAGGAAUUGAAAAGCAGACCCAAUGUUGAAAAGCAAUUAAGUUCGCUUUAAAAGAAAUCAAUUUCAAAAAUAAAAAGUGUCCGUUCGCUGAAUGAUCUCAUAAUGCCAACUUCUCCAGUUUUAAUGGAUCAAUUAAGCAAUUUGAAUAAAAUAAAAGAGAUACGAAAUGAAGUGCCUCCAGAACUAAUGGGUAGAAUUUACUCUGAAUUUAGGUAAUUUAUCAUAAAAUUAAUUAAGAUAUGAAUUUGUGUCUGCCCUAAAUCCUGUUUAUCGCUAGGGAGAUUAGAAUAAAAGAUUUUAUAUAGUGCUAGAAGGGAAGGUGGUGGUGAUGAAACCAAAGUUAAAGAUGGUGGGGUCCAGUAAAAUAGAAUUUGAUGAUAACUUGAAAUAAAAAAAUCAAGGAAAAAAUGAAGAUGAUCCAUUUGGAUUAAAAAUUCUCUUUCCUGAUUACAUUAUACUAAAAAUUUUAUUUCCAGGAGAGUAUGUGUAUCUUAAUUCUAUUUUUAGCUCUUUUGGAGAGGCAGCCAUUAAAUUAGAUACCACCAGAUCAUCUACGGUUUUUACUUUAGAGGACACCCACUUAAUCUAUUUAAAUGAAACAGCUUAUCUCGAAUAUAUUAAUCCUUAUUUAAGUAUUUCUUUGGAUAAAAAAAUUAAAUACUUUGGAUCAACUCCACUGUUUCAAAAUAUCAAUACAGAAGACUAUAUGGGUAUAGUUUUGGAAAGCAAGAUGAUCACAAUGAAGGCAGGAGAGCUAUUUUAUGAGGAAGGAGAGAAAACUAAAUACAUUUAUUUUAUAAUCAAUGGGGAAAUAGAAUUGUUAAAGAAAGUAGGAAGCAAAUCCAUAAUUUUAUCUUCUUAUGGGGAAUUUCAAUGUUUUGGGGAGGUUGAGAUAAUGAUGAAAAUAAAUAGAUAUACAAAAGCAAAAGUGAUUUCCCCAAGGGUUAAUUGUUAUAAAAUCAGAAAGAGAAGAUUUUUUGAUAAUUUAGGGAGUUUUGGAACUNUUUUUUAUAUUUUUAAUAUAGUUGUUAUUUAUUAAUAAAUAAUGGGUAAAAUUAGAGAAAAAUAAUUAGCCACAUCAAUUUAAAUGACAGAUUAUAUCUCUUAAGAAUUAUGA